Molecule: messenger RNA, 10073 nt
Organism: Frankliniella occidentalis (western flower thrips)
Lineage: Eukaryota; Metazoa; Arthropoda; Insecta; Thysanoptera; Thripidae
Product: insulin-like receptor
Exons: 20
Coding region: 581-5518 (1645 amino acids)
Biological process (GO): glucose homeostasis; positive regulation of MAPK cascade; positive regulation of kinase activity
Cellular component (GO): membrane; insulin receptor complex; axon
Molecular function (GO): insulin receptor activity; ATP binding; insulin receptor substrate binding
Source: RefSeq, a predicted model, not a curated record
GCCGGCCGCCUCCCGGACGCGGCCCCGGCAAGGUUCGGGCGAGGGGGUGGGGGCGACACGCAGACGGACCGAUCCGAGUCGCAGGCCGUCCGCUCGUCCGCCCCGCCGCGCCGCUGCCGCUCGCUCAGCUUGCUACGAAAACAAACUGGGGUUAGUUGCGUAGUGGUCGGUCUGCGAGCGGGUUCACGUCGCGUCGCUCCGCGCCCCCCCACCCCCUUUCCAUCGUUGUUGUUUGUUUUGAGUGCGUCGUGUCCGCUGUGCUAACGCCGUGCUAACGCCGUGCCCGUGGCGAGGAGCCUCCGCCCCGUGUGUUGCCGCCGCCGAGCCCCUGGCCUGCUCCGCGCCGAGCAGCGCGCGCCAGGCACAGGCAUGUGAAGUGAAACCGAGUUGGAGCAGAGCGAGAAGUGCUGCGUGUAGGAGCCGAGCUUGCGCCGAGCCAGGCAGGCCAGGCGAUCCCAGCCAGAACCCAGGCCGAACGGAGCGAGGCUCUAGCGGACCAAGGCGUAGCAGGAGUGAUGUCGCCUCGCCCGCGGGCCAGCCUCGGCCCAAGCCUCGGCCCAAGCCCCCGCCAGCGCUCGACAUGAGCCCCCGGGAGUGGGCCUCGGCGCGGGCCUCACCCGAGGCCCCGCCGCCCUGGACCCCCUGUGUCCCCAUGAGCGCCGCCGCGCCGCCCACGGGAUCCUGGACAUCGCCGCCAGACCCUGGAGGUCCCUUGCCGUCCGCGGCCAGCGCCCGCCUGCAGCACCCCUGCGUUGGGUGCCCCUACGCGGACGCCGCCCCCAUCGACACCCACGCGGGCGAAGACGACGACGACGAUGAUGAUGAGGACGCCGAGUGCGAGUGUGGCGCCAGGGCUGAGGACGAGCCCCGGUGCAGGACGUUCUGCUGCCACUGCAGCGCGUGCGAGGCGCAAGCCGGCUGCAGGCAGCUGUGGAGGUGUCGCUGGAGACGCCGUAGAAGACGUUGGCGCCGGCCCCCGGAGGGCUCCGGCCCGGAGGCCCUACCGUGCAGUGCUAGUGUCAGUGGUGAUCGUGGCGCCGGCGCCUGGUCCCUGUGGUCCCUGUGGUGUGUGCUAGUGCUGUGGAGCCACAGAGUGCUCGGCGCGGUGUCCCGCCGCGCGCCCCGCCCCGCGCCCUGCCCCGCGCGCCCCGGCCUCACGGGGCCGCCUUCCUCGUUUUGGAUUGUCCUGCUGCUGCUGCUCCGGGUGGGGGGCGGCCUGGCGGGCAGCGUGGUCAGCCCGCAGACGGACGGCCCCUCCGUCCAGGGCGAGGACGUAGUUUGCCAGAGUGUGGACAUACGGAACAGCGUGGAAAACUUCAACAGGCUCGAGAAUUGCACCGUGGUCGAGGGCUUUGUGCACAUCACCCUUAUUGACAACGCUGUCGCGGAAAACUUCACCAACAUCACGUUUCCCAAACUACGAGAAAUACAUGGCUACUUGUUUCUGUACCGAGUGAGUGGCUUGCGCUCGCUAUCUACCUUGUUUCCAAACCUGGCAGUCAUACGCGGCCACGAGCUCAUGAUGAACUAUGCCCUCGUUAUCUAUGAGAUGCAAAACUUGAAUGAUAUCGGUUUAAUUUCACUUAUGACCAUCAAACGAGGAUCUAUAAGAAUUGAGAAGAAUCCAGUUUUAUGCUAUGUUGACACAAUUGAUUGGUCCUACAUAUCUUCAGCCGAUACAUCGGAACAUUAUAUAAAGAAUAACAAACACAGCAACGAAUGCCCAAGAAAAUGUCCAGAUAAAUGCCCUGCAUCGCCUGCAACAGCUAUCAAGAUUGCAGGACAAAAGCCAACAUCAAAUUUAUGUUGGACUGAUACCCACUGUCAAAAGGUCUGCAGUCCAAAAUGUGAAAAGAAUGGAUGUCUACCCAAUGGAGUAUGUUGUCACAGGCAGUGUUUAGGGGGCUGUACUGGUGAUCGAAACAACAAUUGCAUUGCAUGCCAAAAAGUUUAUUAUAGUGGCAGCUGCAUAGCAAGUUGUCCCCCAAACCAAUUCCAGUUUUUGGAAAGGCGAUGUGUGCUGGCUCAUGAAUGCCACCAGAUGGUGAAACCAAAGGGCUAUGAAGGUGAACACAAUUAUCCAUGGCGACCUUUCAAUGACUCAUGUGUUCUGGAGUGUCCACCAGGCUACUCUGAAAAGCGAAUACCUAGUUCUGUUGAAGGGCUCAACGAAACCUUCUCCUGCGAAAAAUGCAAUGGAACUUGUGAAAAGGAAUGUCGGGCUGAUCAUGUUGACAAUAUUGCAGCAAGUCAACGUCUCAGAGGAUGCACCGUGAUAAAAAAUUCCUUAGAAAUACAGAUUCAUAAAGGAAAAAACCUCGUGAAGGAACUGGAAGAAAAUUUGAAGUCUAUUCGUGAAAUUCGUGGAUACCUCAAGAUAACACGCUCAGUACCUCUAGUAUCAUUAAAUUUUCUUAAAAAUCUAGAAAUAAUUCAUGGAGAAGACCUGACUGGUGACAAAUAUGCCCUUCUUGUACAUGAUAAUCAAAAUCUCCAAAAACUGUGGGAUUGGUCGUCAAAUUCCACAUUUAAAAUUUUGAGGGGUAGAUUAUCCUUUCAUUACAACCCAAAGUUGUGCAUACAAGAAAUUGAAGCAUUGAGGAACAAAACAGGCUUAGAAGAAUUUAAUGAUCAUGAGGUUUCAUCAAAUGGUGAUAAAGUUGCUUGUGACAUGGAUGUAUUAAAUGUGACAGUCUCAAAAAUAACAGCAUUUGCUGUUCUCAUUGAAUGGAAUGCCUGGACUGCUGUACCAGAUCCUCGAGCCCUUUUGGGAUAUGUAGUUUACAGAAUUGAAGCACCAACCCGCAAUGUGACACUUUAUGAGAGUCGGGAUGCGUGUGGGGGAGACGGGUGGUCUGUGGAUGAUGUCUCAGUUCCUGAUAAUUACACUAUGAAUGAUAAACCAAAUGUGACUCAUAUAGUCACAAAUCUCAGUCCAUACACUCAAUAUGCCUCUUAUGUCCGCACCUAUACCAUUGCCCGAGGAUCAUCAAGUAUAAAAGGAGCACAGAGCAAAAUUAUUUACUUUCGAACCUUACCUAAUGUACCUACAACACCUAAAGACUUGAGUGCUGCUUCGAACUCAAGUUCUGAAAUUGUUGUUAGCUGGAAACCAUCUUAUCCACCCAAUGGCAAUGUAACAAAGUAUAUAGUUCAGGGUGUUAUGGAAGAAGACAAACCAGACAGAAGUAACUACUGUGAUGACCCUUUGACUGAGCGCACUACUGACCGCACUGAAAUCUCAAGUAUUCCAAUUCUCCCAACCAAACCUCCCCCAGGAGAAGAGAAGCAAGGUGAAUCUGAAAGUUGCUCAUGCAAGGAUAACAGUGAAUCUGGAAAAAGAGACAAGGAAAUUGACAGUGAAAAUGCUGCAAACUUUGAAGACCAAGUACAUAACAUGAUUUAUAUUCGAAGGGCAGGUCAAAGGGAACAGAGCGGAAGAAAUAGCGAGAAAAGGAAGAAACGAACUUUAAACAGACAAAUAACUGAUGAGGCAUAUUUACGAUACAAAAGAUCAAUUGGUGACUCUGUCCCAGAAAAAUUUCCUUCUGAUACUGUCCCACAAAUUUCAGCAAACAGUCAAAAUGUUCAAGAUAACUGCUCUGUGGAUGUCUGUUAUACUUUAAAUCGAGAAGUAUAUGGAGGAGCAACAACUUUUGUGCUAAAACGUCUACACCACUUUGCUCGCUAUUCAAUUAAAGUAAUUGCAUGCCGUGAACUUGAUCCUUCAGAAGAACCUGGCAAAACUCAAAAUUGUAGUCCAGCUGCUAUUAUCCAGCACCGCACCUUACCAGAACCUACAAGAGAUACUAUCCCGGAUGUUGUCCUUAAAGAAAAUAAUGGCACCCGGUUUUUCGAAUGGCGACCUCCUUUGGAUCCUAAUGGCAUGAUUGUGAAAUAUGAUAUUCAAAUCCAGCCUGAAAAUGUUGAAACUGGUGCUCAUCGUCUUCAUUGUUUGUCAAGAGGUAACACCUCAUUUACUCUGCCCAAUUUGCCACCUGGAAACUAUAGCUUUCAAGUGAGGGCUACUUCCAUCAAUGGCCCUGGCAAUUACACUAAGAAACAGUUUUUCUUUGUUGAGGAGCCAUCAACUACCAGCACACAGACUGUGUUCUAUGUAGUGCUUGGUGUUCUUUGCUUCUGCCUUGUGGGUGGUGUGGUUGUUUACUAUGCAAGAAAGAUAUGGUGCCCUUCACAAGUACCAAGAAAACUUAUUCCAAACAUUAAUCCGGAUUAUCAUAGUGCAACCUAUAUUCCUGAUGAGUGGGAAGUGCCUCGGGAACAUAUACAAAUUUUAAAAGAGCUUGGACAGGGAUCAUUUGGAAUGGUCUACGAAGGCAUUAUUCAAAGCUGUCCUCGCACUGGAAAUAGACAGGACAGUUGUGCUAUUAAGACUGUCAAUGAAAAUUCUAAUGAUCGCGAACGAAUUGAGUUCCUUAAUGAAGCUUCUGUAAUGAAGGGAUUCAAGACAUACCAUGUAGUUCGCUUGCUAGGUGUUGUCUCUCAAGGACAGCCCACACUAGUAGUGAUGGAACUUAUGGCGCAAGGUGAUCUUAAAAGUUACUUAAGAAAACAUCGUCCGGAUGAAACAGAUGAUCCAGAAGUUCAGCCUCCAACGUUAAAGAGAAUAUUACGCUGGGCAAUGGAGAUAGCAGACGGUAUGGCCUAUUUGUCUGCUAAAAAAUUUGUACACAGAGACUUGGCAGCUCGUAAUUGUAUGGUAGCAGAUGAUAUGACAGUGAAAAUUGGAGACUUUGGAAUGACGAGAGAUAUUUAUGAGACAGAGUACUAUAGAAAAGGUAGCAGAGGCCUGAUGCCUGUUAGAUGGAUGGCACCAGAAAGUUUAAAAGAUGGAGUCUUUACAAGUGCCUCUGAUGUUUGGAGCUAUGGAGUUGUUCUCUGGGAAAUGGCCACUUUGGCUUCUCAACCUUAUCAGGGCUUGGGUAAUGAAGAAGUACUGCGAUAUGUCAAAGAGGGUGGUGUGAUGGAGGCUCCAGAGAACUGCCCCACUCAGUUGUAUGACUUGAUGAGGAAGUGUUGGCAGUUCAGACAAUUGAAUAGACCAUCGUUCUUCAAUCUUGUGGAAAUGCUGCUACCUUAUGCUGAAACUGUUCCUUCAUUUAGUGCCCGAUCCUUCUACCACAGUCAGGAAGCAAUGGAGAUGAGACACCCUCCUGAGCCUGGGCGAGCCCCUCUUGAAGAAGCAGAAACUGACAUGGAUAUUGAGGCUAUUUCACCUACAACUCCUUUAAGAUGUGCGGAAAGUGAGGAGCAGCCUGAACCAAGUGUUAUGCCGGCUCCCGCUCCCAGUAGUUAUGCACAGUACCAUAAAGCUUACUCAAGUGAUUCGAGUAGAGACAGCAAAGCAAGUAAUGGCAGCAGUGCAAAUGUUAAUACCGCCAAUGGCUACAUUCAUGAUUGGCAUCGUCAUGGAAAUGGUGCUACAACUCAUACCGCACAUCCUCCUCAUGGUUCGCAUCAUGGACCACCACCAACUCUCAAGACUACAGAAUGUUGAUGUGUGGGUGAUUUUUAGCAGUCUACUAAAGAGAUUAUUUGUUUCCUACAUAUGUGCUAGCCUACAGCCGACUGCUCAUACUCAGCAAGUCUGUCAUCAACCCAUGACAACCUGCGCCAAGCCUUGCGCUUAAUUGUGCCGUUCAGUACAAGUACUUUAGCAGUCUGCGUGCCACUUUUGAUUUUACUUUUGUUUUCUGGUCUGUGUAUAGUUUUAUUUUGUUCUGUUUACCACAUUUCUGGAUAUUUUGUGUGAGUAUGAUAGAUGUAAUAUUAUUUAUGAUGAUUAUCUGUAUUUAUUAUUUGACUUAGGUUUUUUUUUUUAAGAGUAUGCCCUGUUUGUACAGCCUUCCUCCUUGAGGACAUUAUGCACAACUUUAAACAAAAUGUAUCUUUUAACCUAUUGAAUUAUGGCUUUUACUGCUGUGUGAGGGUGAGGGCGCCGAUGUGAUGUUCUCAACAUGUGAACGGAAUUAUUUCUUGGGAAUAUAUUUCCAGUUAGUGUGUGCGUAUUAUUGCCCCUGCAGUGCUUUCCUUAUGGCCAAUCAUUAUAAAACUUUAUCCUAGAAUUGUUUGAAAAUUCUGUUGACAUAUUUAAAGUGUUUUGUUUUAUUCUACUGCUUGUAACCAAGACAUCAUUUUAAAGAAUGAUACUUUAGAUUUGAUGUAUUUUUUUAAUUUAAUUGUCUCAAAAAACCUGUAAAUCAGCCGGCAAACCUUUUUUCUAUGCUUAAGAGUUAGGUUUAUUUAGCGAUGGUCAUAAGGUUUAGACCAGAUUCCAUCACCUGUUUACUCAAACCAUUGUAACAAAUUGAUCUGAUUCUAAGUAAACAAUCAACAGUUAUGACAGUUAACAUUUGUUGAUUAUUAUUUUUUUUUAAUUUUUAUGAAAUAUAUUACUUUUUAAGUUGAAUGCUGAGUGGAGCAGGUUAAGUUGAUUGAACUUUGGUUCUACUGGUUGAUGAGAUCUGGCCUUUAGAAUGCACUUGUAUGUAUAUCCUUUACCUGUUGCUGUUUCAGCCAAAUAUUUUUCUCUUUCUGUGAUACUGUUCUCAUGUAGACUCUUUUUUGAUGUGUAGGACAUAAUUUUAUGGUUGUGUGCAAUGUGAAAGUGUCAUACAAGUCGAUACCCUAGACAAUGAGCAGCUUUUUGGCCAUAUGACUAUGCCCAGGUUAUUUGUUCCUACACCAUCUCAAUAUUUAUUGUUAAUCUUAAUAUUAAAUUAAAAUUCCAUACCUUAUUCAGUGGUCAACCUGACUGUUUACCUUUCUUUGUGAGCAGAUUGUGUGCCUCCUUUUGGUGCAAAUAGUUUGAAUGUUUCUUGCAAUCUUUUCUUUUUAACUAUUGGUUUACAUGUACUGAACAUAGAUAUACUAGACCUCAGUGAUGGCCUUGGUACAUGUUUUUAAAACUGUGCCUAUUGUCCCCCCCCCCCCUUUUUUUUUGACCAGUGCAGGAUACUCCUCCGAAUGAGGCUUAUUUAUUACCGUAUUCACUGUUAUGUAGGAUGUUGCUAUUUCAUUUCAUUUUGAUAUUGUAUGGAUGUAUCAGGCCCCGGUAUCAUGUUGUUACCCAGAGGAUGAAAUCACUAAGCUUAUCUGGGCCCUGACAUUAAACUAGACUCCAAGGGAUGGGAAAAGCGACUUGUUCACUUCAUACCACUUAACUUAAAUAACUGAAGCAAAGUAGCUUAUAUUCUAGUGUGUAUGGCAAUUUUCUCAAACUCCCAGUUACUAUUUGAGAAUUGCUAGUCUUAAAUUAUUUGCAAUGAAUUUUGGAGAACAGGAAACUAAAAAAAAUGGACUGAAGUAUCAUUUUUGCUUGGUUCUCAUAGCUUCUCUUCAAUGAAAAAUCUGUUUAAACAAUAGUUGCCUUAGUUUUUUCUAUCAAAGCCAAGAAAAGGCAACUCUUUUGUUAGUUUCUUAUCAAACCUUUUUCAUUUUCACUUUUGUUUGGAGCUAUAGGCACAACAUCUAAAACUACUCUUUUUUUUAAAGUACUUUUCUUUCUUGAAAACAAAUCUUGUUUUAGUCUAAACAAAGCCCCUUAAAAAAUUAUUUUAAACUUUGUAUGGCAGGUUUUACUCAAAUUCUAUUAUAUAAGGUAUUUCAGCGUGAAUCCUGAGGGUGUUUUAUUUCCCGUUUUAUAGCCCUCAAUAACUUGAAUCAUAAAUUUCUUGUACCUUUAUUAAUAGCUCAAUGAAGCUAGCUUAGUGAGCUUGAUGCUCCUUCAACUAUCAAGCUUCUCACUAUCACCAAUGUUGAUUCAUGUCAAUCAUUUGAUUCAUUGGCAGUUUAUUCAGUUCAGUGGUUUCCUGCACCCAGAGCUCUUUUAUGCCAAAGUCUUGUUGAAUAUAUAUUACUGCAGAUACUGUGCCUCCAAAGUACAGUCAAUUUCCGUUAGUGCGACCCCACUGGCACCGCGGCCCAAAAACGUUAUAACGGGGAAAUCGUUGUAUCCGAUAGCAUUAAGAAGAAAACUAAUGCCAUGGGACGGCGGAAAAAAUCGUUAUAACGGGGAAAUCGUUGUAUCCGGGGGUCGUACUAACGAGUUUUGACUGUAAUGUAUUCCCUCAAUCCCCUAAUUCUAAUAUUAAUUUUACCCUUUGCCAUCAUAGAAAUGUGUGCUGGACUGAUGUGGACUGACAAAGCAUUGCACUCCUUCUUGAUUUGUACAAGUAUACAUUUCUCUUGCUGCUGGUCACUUUAGUAGUUUUUGUGAAUAAUGUUGGGUUCAAGUUCUGCAUAAGUAUGUAAGAACUUCUUUUACAAUCUUAUCAGUUUGUAAACAUCUUGUACUAACUGUCCAUGACAUAUGUAGACAGCAACUAAAUUUGAAGUUGUCUUACUCUUCAGUUUUUUUUUCUUUUGCUUUACUUCUUGUCCAUUUAACAUUUGAAAUGCAGACAAAACUUCAGUACUCAUAUGUUUUGCCUUUUCCAUUUUAUGAUUUUCUAGAUUUCUAUUCUACCUUGUACUCAGGAGCUUUUUUGUGUCAUACUUGGAUGCAUACAUAUGCCAAAUUACUUUCAUUCGUAUAAUAUCAUCCUGUCUAAAAGCACUUCACAGAGUGAAAAGGUGAAUUACAUCUUAAUUCUAGUAUUUAUUACUUUGUAUGGUACAGUAUGAUAGUUUCAAAAUAUUUUUGUAUAAUCACCCAGCUCACUAUAGAACAGUAGAAAAGUGUAAAAUAUAUUUUGUUAUAACUGAUAUUGCUUUAAGACAGGAAGGUGAUUCAUGAUUUUAUUUGGCAUGUACCUGCUUGAACUUAUUACCUCUUUUCACCAGAAGCAACUAGGUUGGCUUCAGACUGACAAUAUAGAGUUCAAAUUGCUUGGCCUAAAUCUUUCCCUCUCUUAUUAUAAUUAUUAUUAAUGUUGUUACGGUUAUUAUGUAAUUAUUUAUUUUUUCAUACUUGUAUGAGAAUAUGUGUUGCCAUUCAAUUAACGAAAGCUUUUGAUACAGGGUGCUCACUUUAAAGUUGUAUUAUAUAUUUGUUAACUCUUGUGUACUUGCAGUGCUUCUUUUUCCAUUGCUCUGUUCCAGUAGUUGGAGAACAUGUCAAUUGUACCACUUUCAUGCCACCUGCAUUGAAAUUGUAAGCCUGCAUGUUUCUUUCAAACAGAAACGUUCUUGGUUAGUCUGCAGUCUAUGUAGAAACUGUUUCUAUUGUUAAAUCACUAUGGUGAUACUGCAUGACAGUGGUACAUUUAGUUACUGGAAACCUUUUUGGUAUUAUCAAGCAAUGGCUAAUGCUGAACAAUCUUGUCACAGACUUUAACAAUAUUUGUACAACUCAGGUGCCUUUGGCCACUUGGUAUACAUAAUCUAUGUUUACCAAUCUUAGAAUAUUUCUUAACCAAAGGAUGCCCUUUGUAAGUGAAUAAUGAAUAGCAGUUGGUGGUUGCGGAGAUCAAAGAAUCGGCUCAACCGGCACAAUAUUAAUCCCUUGUGUCAAUAUUCAGGAGAAGCAGUGUGUGGACUUUUUUUAUUGACUUGAAAUUUAUAAAUUUUAAUUCAAGAUUUUAAGUCCUGCAAUUUUAGUAUCGUGUCAAACUGCAGUUUGACUUGAAUGCUAAUAUUGUUUAGUUAAAUAAAUUCAAUAUGGUCUUUUGAAUAGUAAAAUAUUAAUAAAUCUCAAGUUCCUGAUCUGUUAACAGAAACGUGUCUUAGGUGUAGAUUCAUUCCAUAAGAAUCAAAAUGUCCAAUAGGAUAUACUUUAUGAUGUAAGUGCCGCUGAUUUGUGUUAUACAUUGAGCUCAAGGGCCCGAAUUCAGCCACUUAUUAUAUUACUCAGACUGAUUGUAAAUAUUUAUGUGUAGACUAUUUGUACAUUGUAUUCAUCAUUUUUAAUUAUAUGUCCAUUGUAUACGAUGUGAUUCACAAAAAGUGAAUUGAAUGAACAAAUGUGUAAAAAGUCAUUCCAUAAACCAAUACUAAGUUAAUGUAGUUUUAAAAACAAUCUUGUAAAUUUUUCCAACAGUAUUCAAAGGGGCUUGCAAAUGCUUACUUAUAAUAUAUUGUACAUAAAGUGAUAAAUGAGAAAUUAACUUGUA